Podospora pseudopauciseta is the source of this 4906-nucleotide messenger RNA. RefSeq lists its product as uncharacterized. Gene Ontology annotation, cellular component: TSC1-TSC2 complex. Bases 1958 to 4906 code for a protein of 982 amino acids. Gene Ontology annotation, biological process: negative regulation of TOR signaling; regulation of cell cycle. The transcript is spliced from 3 exons. The record is from RefSeq and is a predicted model, not a curated record. Lineage: Eukaryota; Fungi; Ascomycota; Sordariomycetes; Sordariales; Podosporaceae.
GUGAAUAUCGUUUUCAUUUCAUUCGUUAUCUCAUCAAAAACGCCAGAUUCCCUUGCCCAAAUACCCAUGUCGCUAAUAUCACACUACUAAACUUACACAUCAAGGCCGUCGACAACAAUACCCUUGGUCCAGAUCAACUGCAUAAACUGGGCGACCUGGUUGGCCGACUCCUCAGUCACCAUAACGCUGACCAGAUACAAAGUUGCAUCCAGGCCAGCGGCCACUCCCCCACUCGUAAUGACUCGGAGACCACCUAGGCGCAUGGAUGCGCGCCGAGCAAUGGACUCUCUGCGUGUGGCGCCCUUGAACGAAAUGGAUCCCUUUCUGCAAUGAUGAGUCAGUAUGUGCUACUCGUCAGACAGUGAUGUCAGUGGAACAUACCGGGCAUUCGAGGGGCGUCUGCCAGCAUCCGACUUUCGACGGAUGUAGGGGUUCUCGUCCUCGUCUCCGAGUUCGAACCGAAGGUUGUUCACGACAUAGCGGGCGUCAUCGACAACAUCGGUGCGCUCGCCCAAGUCGCGGGUGGCAGCUUGGCUGCACAAGAUCUCGAGCUUGGUAAUAUAGUCGGGAUGAGUGGUGGCAGAAAGGCCAGCAAGAAUGCCCUGCUGGGCAAGGAAGAGUGAACCGGUGCAAAUAGACAGGAGUGUCCGCUCGCGGGUGGGAUCGCUCUUCUGAAGCUCCGAGUAGGCAGUGAUGAGACCAAGGGGCUCGCCCUUGCUCUUCAAAACUGCAUCGGUGCCGCCGCCGAUGACGACAAGGACGUCGAAGUCAUUAAGACGCUCCUUAGCGUCCUUCCAGUUGAUCUGGGUUUGGACGGAGACUCCCUGCUCGGAGAUGACUGUAGGACUGCCACCAGCAAUGGUGACCUCAAAGGCCUUGGAAGCUGUAGGUCGGGGUCCGGUUAGCCGGGAAGCUUCCAGCUGUCAAAGGAACCAAAACGCGGGGUAUGAAAGAAGCCGGUGGUGGUGCCAACCUGGCCUCAAAACAGGACACAAUGACUUACCAGGAUCAGAUUGAUCGUGCAAUGCCGUGGUCAAGACCUCGAGGGGACCAGCGAAGUCCAUGAGGUUGAACUUGUCGUGCAGGGCAAAGAGCACAUCAAUUGGCUCGUCUGCCACUGCGGACUCCUUGUGGGCCAUCUUUGGCAACUGUUGGAAUUGGGGUUGGAGGGGUGGUGGGUGAGUGGUGGUUGUAGACCAGUGGUGUGCUUGCUGUAGGUGUAAGUGGUGGUUUGCCUGGGAGUGUACAGACCAAACCGGAGAUGGAGAGACUCAAUUGAUGGAAUAAGUGAUGAAGAAGAUGGGUAGAAAACAGAGGAAUGGGUAAACAAGCAGGGAGAAGUCUGGGUUUUGUGCCUCGAGCUUGCCUGUCGGGACAGUCAUUGGAGGGCCGCAUUGGAUCAGUCACGAGAGAGCUCUCAAAGACAGCCCCGCCAAAGAGGGGCCUGGUUCCUCUCACACCAUGCAUCAGACGAUUUGGCGGCGGGCAGCAGCCCACUAAGUUCCCGUCGAUGCGCCCCACUUUGGCGUUUUAAAAUGCGGGGUUCGAGGGGUUCUGCCGCUGAAAGAACAGGGAAAGCCAGCACUGACCAUGCAAGUCAAGCUGGAGUCGGGUCACGAGGUGGGGCCAAUCACUCUAGCGCAACCGGGGGCAGCGAGCUCUUGGCAGCCUUUUUUCCACGACGAAUCAUCUGAGCAACGCCAUCGACCUCGUACGUCCAGACAUCCGGUUGUAUCACAUAACCCCAUAAUCCCAUAAACCCCGAGCAGCCUCCCGGGGACUACGCUGGACCCCUCAUACGUCCGGCCCUUUCUGGAACGGCGCACUGUCAGGCGGUCAUAAGGUCCCGGUGCCGCGCACGUCACUUCUCUCCUGAGCUUUGCCUCGCUUCCGCUCCCGAGCGGGGCUCUCCAACUUCAUCCAGUCCCCCGAUGCGCCAUUCGUAGUGUCGAUCAGGAUGACUUCAUCUGGAUCUUCAAAGGACCUCGUCAAAGGCCUCACGGCCUAUCUCCAGUCACCCAGUCUGCCGUUGCCCUCAGAAGUCAAUGCUAUCAUCACCAGCUACCUCGAUAAACAUGAGAAGUCUGAAGAGACCUCGGGAGACAAGCUGAAUGAUGAACUGGCCACUAUCUGGGGAAAGACAGUGCGGGAUCAUCCGGAGCGAUAUGCUGCUUUUCUUGUCAUUUUACGAGAGCUGCGUCCAGUCCUUCGAACACCCUCUCGCAUAUUCAAAUGGUGGGACAAGCUUCUGGAUCCAGUUCUCGAGCAUGUAGCCUCAGAAAGAGGACUGGCCCGAGAGGUACUCGAACAUACCCUUGAUUUGCUCUCGACGGACGAGCACGAUGACCCCGAGGCAUGGAGUUCGGGCCAGAUGCUCUCGCUGGUUAGUCGCCUGCUGGCUCGCUGGCUGGAGAUUGUUCAGUCUGAAUCCAGCUUUGGUCCAGCAGCCGAACUCAAAGAGAGGAUGAUCAAGGAUGCUCUGGUGGCUUUUGGCAAGCGAGACCCCAAGGGCUUCAUGACAGUCUUGAACGACUUCGUGCUCAGAAAAGACGAUCGCAAUGCGACGCUGAGUCUCUUCAUACAUUUCGUCUCGUGCGGGCCACCACAUCUGCAUCAAAUUCUACAAACACCUCUCUUCCAGAGUAUCCUGCAAUCGCUACAGCGCGAUGAGUCUACCAACACUGUUACGAUUGCUCUUCUUUCGCUCAACAUGAUCAUGCCGUUUAUACCCAGCGCUCUUGUCCAGUAUCUCCCAACACUCUUCAACAUCUACGCAAGGCUUCUGUUCUGGGACAGAGACUCGCUGUUUACACAACAGAAUACCGAGAUGGGCGAGGGAAAAGACGGCCCAUGGGCCACGAUACCGUGGGAGAAGGUUCUAAUGGACCCAGAUUUUGACGGAAGCACCAUACAUUACCUCAAGAACUAUUUCAGCCUGCUCUAUGGCUUGUACCCGAUCAAUUUCCUAGACUACAUCAGGAAGCCUCAAAGGUAUCUCCGACAUGCCAACAAUCUUGAGGAUAUCGAUGUUCAGGCGAUGGAAAUCCGAGACAGGUCAGAGCGGUUCAGAAAGAUGCAUCUUUUGCAUCCCAACUUUUACAAUCUCACCAUCGAAUCAGAAAAGACGGAUUUGAGUCGCUGGAUCAGGAGCGAAGCCGACGAAGUCCUAGCUGACUGUACGGCGUUGCAAAUUGAGCCAGGUCCGUCGCCCGUCAAUAUCCAAACUGAUACAUCACUCCCAGGAGUGCCGGCCUCCGUGCUCAGCGAGGGCCAGGAACUAGACAGUCGGGAGUUUGCCCUCUUGAGUAGCCCGGUUGUCGACUCUUUAUCCCAGUCAAUGGCACUUCCGUCGCUGGCGCUUGAUCGACCUGCCUCGCAAUUAAGUCAUUCGACACCUUCUGGAUACAAUACACCAGAACCUAGAAGUCGAGGCGGUGGUGAUAGCCCGACAUUGCCACCGCAACUUGCUCCGUCGGCGUCCCACAGUCUUCUUCAGGAUUUGAUACAUUCUAACAAGGUCAUCAAAUCAGGCCUCCACCAGUCUCUCAACAGCGACAGCGUGCCAUCUUUGAUACUGAGCCCGCAGGAACAAGCGGGAGAAAAAAUUCCGUUCCUGCCCUCAACCGCGCACACAUCGCCGCAGGGGGGACAAACCAGCGGGGACUUGGCUGAGCAAGCUGCUAUGCUGCAUCAUGAGCGUCUACUUCUGCUCAAUGACCUUCAGUAUGAGAGGUUCAUCAAGCAGCAGCACAUGAUGCACAUGGGAGAGCUGCGCCGAAAACACGUCAGGGAGGCAGCGACAGAGGCCGAAACUCAGAACCUCGUAAUGGCUAAUCGUAGUUUGAAACAGCGUUUGGACGAGGCGAAGAGGAGCGAAGCCCAGAACAAAAAGGAGUUCGACAACCGUCGCAAUAUGUCCAAGAAGUGGGAAGACUCUCUGUCUAAUAAGCUCAAGGUUCUCCGCGAGGAACAGAAGAAGUGGGUUUUGGAGGAGGCCGAACUCAGACAGCAGCUGGAAAAGGCGCGGGGCGAAAUUGCAAGUCUGCGGCGGAUUGUGGAUGAGGCGGAAAAGAAGAGGUUGGAGUCGGAGCAGAACCUAGAGGCCGUUGAUACCAGCACAGCCAUGAUUGAGAAGCUCAAGGCGGAAAUUUCUCGUCUUUCCGCUACGGAGCACCUGUUCCACGGCAAAGAGGUCAAGAUGCAGCUAGCCGUGCAGGAAGCAGCCGCUGCUGAGGCCAAAGCUGAGCAGCUAUCCAAAGAACUUGCGGCGCGGGAAGAGCAGUUGGAGAAGCAAAGACGUCAUUAUCAGACCGAAAUCGAUGGCCUGAAGUCUGAACUGGGUAAAGCACUCCAAAUCAAGCAACAGACAUCGUCCAAAGAAAUUGUGGCGGCGUACGAAGGUGCUCUGGCAGCGGCACGAGCGAAGAACACUGAUCUCCAAAAACAGUAUGGGGCACUCACGAGAAAAUACACAGUACUUAAGGCGUCACUGCUGAACAUGCAGUGCGAGCAGACGGAACGGAGCGGGAGACCAAGCGCGACGCCGACGUCGGCGGUGGCUGAUGGUAGUCUCGACCAAGGUUCUGGGAGUCCUGCCAUGGGUCGGCUUCGGUCUCCUCGUGCACUCGCAGAUUCAGAUGGAUUUGAAGGGUCGCAUAACGCCACGCCACCGUUAGAGCCGCUUUCGAGCUCCCUUGGUUCAGUACUUCCCCCUAAUCGCCCAUCGACGCCACCCGGACGACACGAGACGUCAGGAUCGGGCAAGACGAGCCCGCAAACAGAGCGGUACUUCGGGAGAGGUGGCGUCCAAAAUACGAAGAAGGACAAAAAGGAGAAGAAGGAAGAGAAGCCGGAAAAGAAGGAGAAGAAGAUGGGCACUAUUAGAGGUAUCCGCGGCUUUGUGUAA